GAAGGAGAGCAAGGGCAGGAUUGAUUUACUCGCUGUAUUGGUAAAUAUGACCACGUGAUCCAUGUAACCAAUCCCUGUAGAUGCAGGCCAGCAAAAAUACUAUGAUUGUUCAUAGAGGGAAGCUUCCCGUAACAGUGCAACCCAUAUUAUAUGAGUAGGAAGAGAUCAAAAAUGUCUUCCAGUGGCACUCUCAGUAACUGCUAUGUGGACGCUAUCAUGGGGCAGGAGCCGGAGGAUGUGUACGGUGCGCGCUUUAUCCAGGCUCCACACACGAUGACCCCGAGGCCGUCAGGUGCUGGGGACAACGCAGACUUCUCCUCGUGUAAUUUUGCACCAAAGUCCGCCGUUUUCUCCUCGUCCUGGUCCUCGGUUCACCCUCAGGGGAUCUACCACCCGUACGUGCACCAUCACCACCACCACCAGUCCCAUCUGCCCGCGUCGGACGGCAGAUAUGUUGGCGUGCGCUCCUGGAUGGACCCCAUCUCCAACCACGUUUCCUUCGCCGGAUUCCACCCCGGCAGUCGGCCGUACGGGACAAAGCCGGAGGUCCUGCCGGCGAAACAGGCAACAGAGUGCGACUCGCUGGAAGCAGAAGCUCGGCCGCUCGCCGGUGAAUUCGCUUGUGGAGUAUCGGAGUGUCCAGAAAAGGCGACGAAGGAGCACAGUGGAAGCGAGCUUUCGAGCCACAGUGAGCCCAAAGAGGAGAAACAACAACAACUUGACCCAAACAACCCUGCAGCAAACUGGAUUCAUGCACGCUCAACGAGAAAGAAGCGGUGUCCCUACACAAAAUAUCAGACUUUAGAGCUGGAGAAGGAGUUCCUCUACAACAUGUAUCUGACAAGAGACCGGCGCUAUGAAGUGGCCCGCAUACUCAGUUUAACGGAGAGACAAGUGAAGAUCUGGUUCCAGAACAGGAGGAUGAAAAUGAAGAAGAUGAACAGAGAGAGGAGCAGCAAGGAGCAGCUAUAAGCUCGCUGCUGGUGCCAUUUUACGCAUUCUGACGUUUGCACCAAGGAAGCCAUGUGAACAAUUCAAUUUCUUUUGGUAGGAGCCUCCGUAGCCAUUUGACUUUUAUUGUUUUUUUUUUUUUUUUUUUUAGAUAUCCUAUAACAUAAAGUGUCAGUGCCAUUGGGCAAAUAUGCCUCACGCAUGGAGGAAUUUGCCUUGAUGUGACACAAGACAAGCUCUGUCCAGUAGUGUCCUGAAUUUUAUUUUAUUUUUUACAAUUUUACGCAAACUGGGAUGUUGACGCAGCAGAAACGUGCCUCUUGCUUUUCUAGUUAUUAAGGAUUUGGAGUUGUAUAUAAAACAUUUUCACAGCAACUGCAUUGACUGCUGUCUGUGUCAGUACACAAACACACACACAGAGACACACACACGGGAUUUUCUUAUCACAAACACACUCGUUCACUGACUUUAAAGAAGCGUUUAACGAUGAGGUGUAUUGGGAAACUACGCGUGUGUUUAACAAACCAAAGUAAGAUGGUAAAUUUAAUUUUAAGCACCACUAAACACAGAAAAUACAGGUGGGGAAAAAUUCAGAUGUUUCUGGAUUAUUGGCGGGUUGCUUCAUUUAAAUUUUCUUUUUUUUAAUUCCAAAAAAAUAUCCACCGAGGCCCCUUUUUACGCAAAGGCUGCUCCAGCUUUAGGAGCCGUGUAUGACAUAAAUAUUUAACCCUGUUUCAUUUUCUCAUUAGCACUGUUACAUUUCGCUUUUCUGUUGUCUUUCCUUUAUUAUUUUGUAACGGUGGGAUUUAAAAACGUAGAAUUACAAGUAAUAAAGUGUUUACGAUUGGGA
Messenger RNA from Stegastes partitus (bicolor damselfish), 1801 nucleotides. It is a transcript of the gene hoxd9a, whose product is annotated as homeobox D9a. The record is from RefSeq and is a predicted model, not a curated record. NCBI's taxonomy places the organism in Eukaryota, Metazoa, Chordata, Actinopteri, Pomacentridae. The coding region runs from base 151 to 972 and encodes 273 amino acids. Gene Ontology annotation, molecular function: RNA polymerase II cis-regulatory region sequence-specific DNA binding; DNA-binding transcription factor activity, RNA polymerase II-specific. Gene Ontology annotation, cellular component: nucleus. Gene Ontology annotation, biological process: regulation of transcription by RNA polymerase II; embryonic skeletal system morphogenesis; DNA-templated transcription. The transcript is spliced from 2 exons.